Messenger RNA from Artibeus jamaicensis (Jamaican fruit-eating bat), 2885 nucleotides. It is a transcript of the gene MINDY4, whose product is annotated as MINDY lysine 48 deubiquitinase 4. Gene Ontology annotation, biological process: protein K48-linked deubiquitination. Bases 111 to 2420 code for a protein of 769 amino acids. Lineage: Eukaryota; Metazoa; Chordata; Mammalia; Chiroptera; Phyllostomidae. The transcript is spliced from 18 exons. The record is from RefSeq and is a predicted model, not a curated record. Gene Ontology annotation, molecular function: cysteine-type deubiquitinase activity; K48-linked deubiquitinase activity.
GCGGAGCCUCCAGUCUGAGAACACGUCGCCACGGCAACGCGGCCAUACUGGCCUACCGGCCAGGGGGUCUGGGGCUGCGUGGUCACAGCCUCGUGGGCAGGGCAGGCAGCAUGGACAGCCUCUUCGUGGAGGAGGUGGCCGCCUCCCUGGUGAGGGAGUUCCUCAGCAGAAAGGGCUUGAAGAGGACGUGUGUGACCAUGGACCAGGAGCGCCCGCGCACUGACCUCAGCAUCAACAGCCGAAACAACCUCCGCAAGGUUUUGCAUCUUGAAUUUCUCUACAAGGAGAACAAGGCAAAGGAGAACCCUCUAAAAACAAACCUUGAACUCAUUACCAGAUACUUUCUGGAUCACUUCGAAAAUACUGCUAACAAUUUUGCUCAGAAAGCACCAAUGCCUGCACUCUCACUUCCAAAGAAAAGUGACAAAUUACCACAGAGAUGCUCAGAGACCACGCUGGUAAAUAUAUAUGACCUUGCAGAUGAAGACGCGGUGUGGAGAACAUCGCUGUCGGAGGCGAGCAAAGCCAGACACGACAAUCACAAUGGGGAUGUACUUGGUAAUUUGGUGUCAUCCAAGUGGCCCCCACACAACAGUAAGCUGGCGCAGGCCCUCCCGGUUGAAAGCCCUCCUGCUGUGGCCCCUGCGUGGGAGAAGAUGGACAAGCUCCUGUUGACAGAGCCAUCCUCCGACACAAAGAGGGCGGGAGAGAAGACCAGGCCUAAGCCUGGCCUGAUUGUCCGAGGCAUGAUGGCUGGGCCCACCGCCAGCUCCCCACAGGACUCACUCCGCAAGCGCUCCCUGAGGCGGCCUCCGGUCUUGAGUGGCAUGGUUCCGCCCCACGAGGAGGAGGAGGGCUGCAGAGCCCCCGGGCUGCCCACCGGCACCCUAGCCUGUCCUGCCCCACAGGAGGGCCUGGCUUCCAGCACCGGCUCCACCGCCAGGAGCCCCCCGGGCCAGCUCAGCGAGCCCAGCACAGAAAAGCACGGGACCACACCCAGCAACCCCCCUCGCCUACUGAGCCAAGGGCUGCCGCAGAGGGGGAGCGGCAGGGGCAGAGGUCUUUCAGGGGACAGCCCCACCAUGGACCGAGGCCCAGAGGCCAACAGGACACCCUCGAAAUUCUCCUUGCCAGGUGGGAAUACCAGGACGACCCAGGAGAGGCUGGAAAGAGCAUUCACAAGGCAGGGGAACCCACUCCUGCCCGUCAGGAAGAAUCAGUUGCCAGUGUCCAGCAAGGCCGAUGGCGAGCUGGGUGCCCUGCAGCUCGAGGAUGUGGAGGAUGACGAGUUGAUACGGGAAGAAGUCAUUCUCUCUCCAGCCCCAUCGAUGCCCAAGCUUCAAACAGUGUCAAAGCCAAUCGACCUCUCAGUGGCAAAGGACUUGAAGACCGUUCUGUUUGGGUCCAGCACUGGCUGCUUCAGUGAAGAGUGGAAACUCCAGAGCUUUUCGUUCAGUGAUGCAGCCCCGCUGAGAUAUGGCAUCGUGCAGAACAAGGGUGGUCCCUGCGGAGUCCUGGCGGCUGUCCAAGGCUGUGUCCUACAGAAGCUCCUGUUCGAAGGAGAUAGCAGAGCUGACUGCGCUCGGCAGCUGCAACCUUCGAGUGCCCGCAGGACCCACUGCCUGGCCCUGGCCAUUGCGGACAUUUUGUGGCGGGCCGGGGGCCACGAGAGAGCCGUGGUCACACUGCCUUCGGGAACGCAGCAGUUCAUUCCAACAGGGAAAUACAAAGCAGAUGGAGUCCUAGAAACACUCACUCUCCACAGUGUGACCUGCCAUGAGGAGCUGGUGGCUUUCCUGCAACAGAGUGUCCAUCAGUUCGAAGUGGGCCCCUUCGGAUGCAUCCUGCUCACCCUGUCUGCCAUCCUGUCCCGGUCCACAGAGCUCAUCCGCCAGGACUUCGAUGUCCCCACCAACCACCUGAUCGGAGCACACAGCUACUGUACCCAGGAGCUGGUCAAUCUGCUCCUGACCGGGAGAGCCGUGUCCAACGUUUUCAAUGACGUGGUGGAGCUGGACGCCGGGAACGGGAACGUCACGCUGCUCAAAGGCAUCACGGCCCGCAGCGACGUUGGCUUGCUGUCUCUCUUUGAGCACUAUGACGUGUGCCAGGUCGGCUGCUUCCUGAAAACCCCUCGGUUCCCCAUCUGGGUGGUGUGCAGUGAGAGCCACUUCAGCGUCCUCUUCAGCCUGCAGCCGGGGCUCCUGCGAGACUGGAGGACCGAGAGGCUCUUCGACCUAUACUACUACGAUGGCCUGGCCAACCAGCAGGAGCAGAUCCGGCUGACCAUCGAUACAACGCAGACUGUCCCUGAGGACAGAGAUGGCGACCUCGACCUCAUCCCCCCCCUCGAGCUCUGCAUCAGGACCAAGUGGAAGGGGGCGUCCGUGAACUGGAAUGGCUCAGACCCCAUCCUGUGAGCCUGUGUUGGAGUGGCUGUGUCCUGUGGCUCCACCGCCCUUCACAGGGGUGACAGCUAGACCCCAGGCCUCAGGGAUGAGUCUGUCAGAAGGGUGUCACCCCCACCUGGGCCAGCACAGCUGCAGAGGCAUCCAGAGCCACCCUGCACCUUCCACGAAGGGCCCGCCCAGGACCGUGAUGAUGUGCGGCCCCCUCCCGCAGCUGUGGCUGCCGGGGACGGGAGGGAGGCCGGCUGCUGGGACCUCUGCGGCCUUUAGCCUGCGUCCCUCCUGUGCUCCCUGCUGGGCCAUCCCCUUGCCAAGCCUCUGAUAUGGCAGGUACAGGACUGUAGGCCCUCGUCAUUCCUGGUAACCAGCUUUCUAUAAAACAGGAGAGAAACCCAUGGCGAGAGCCAAGACUCACUUGUUAUGUUGUCACAGAGAAACCAACAGGUCUGCAUGAUUCAUGGUCAAGUGGGAACAGUC